Molecule: messenger RNA, 3056 nt
Organism: Condylura cristata (star-nosed mole)
Lineage: Eukaryota; Metazoa; Chordata; Mammalia; Eulipotyphla; Talpidae
Gene: CPXM2
Product: carboxypeptidase X (M14 family), member 2
Exons: 14
Coding region: 85-2025 (646 amino acids)
Biological process (GO): proteolysis
Molecular function (GO): metallocarboxypeptidase activity; zinc ion binding
Source: RefSeq, a predicted model, not a curated record
CCGCGGGAGCCCAAGAAGGCGGCCAGGCGCGAGGAGGUGGCUCUGGAGGCACCUCCGCCAGGUAAAAAUAGCAACAGGAAAGGUAUGAGGACCCAGAGCUCCGAGAAGGAGGCCAGUGACGAGUACAGUGUCUCUGUGGCCCGAGACGACAUCAGAGAAGAUUGUCCUCCUCUCGGCCUGGAAACCUUAAAAGUCACAGACUUCCAGCUGCACGCGUCCACGGUGAAGCGCUACGGCCUGGGGGCACAUCGGGGGCGACUCAACAUCCAGGCGGGUAUUAAUGAAAACGAUUUUUAUGAUGGUGCGUGGUGCGCGGGGCGGAACGACCUCCAUCAGUGGAUCGAAGUGGAUGCCCGACGUCUCACCAAGUUCACGGGCGUCAUCACGCAAGGAAGGAACUCGCUCUGGCUGAGUGACUGGGUGACCUCCUACAAGGUCAUGGUGAGCAACGACAGCCAUACCUGGGUCACGGUCAAGAAUGGAUCUGGAGACAUGGUAUUUGCAGGGAACAGUGAAAAGGAGACUCCCGUUCUCAACGAGCUGCCGGUCCCCAUGGUGGCCCGCUACAUCCGCGUCAACCCGCAGUCCUGGUUCGACAACGGGAGCAUCUGCCUGAGGCUGGAGAUCCUGGGCUGCCCUCUGCCAGACCCCAAUAACUACUACCACCGGCGGAACGAAAUGACCACCACGGACGACCUGGAUUUCAAGCACCACAGCUACAAGGAAAUGCGCCAGUUGAUGAAGGUUGUGAAUGAAAUGUGCCCCAAUGUCACCAGAAUCUACAAUAUCGGCAAGAGUCACCAGGGCCUGAAGCUGUACGCGGUGGAGAUCUCGGAUCAUCCCGGGGAGCACGAAGUCGGGGAGCCUGAGUUCCACUACAUCGCCGGUGCCCACGGCAACGAGGUGCUGGGCCGGGAGCUGCUGCUGCUGCUGGUGCAGUUUCUGUGCCAGGAGUACCUGGCGGGCAACACGCGCAUCGUCCGCCUGGUGGAGGAGACCCGGAUCCACAUCCUCCCCUCCCUCAACCCCGACGGCUACGAGAUGGCCUACGAGGGGGGCUCGGAGCUGGGCGGCUGGUCCCUGGGACGCUGGACCCACGACGGGAUCGACAUCAACAACAACUUCCCUGACUUAAACACGUUGCUCUGGGAGGCGGAGGACCGACAGCACACCCCGAGGAAAGUCCCCAACCACUUCAUCUCAGUCCCGGAGUGGUUUCUCUCUGAGAACGCCACGGUGGCGGUGGAGACGCGGGCCGUCAUCGCCUGGAUGGAGAAGAUCCCCUUCGUGCUGGGCGGCAACCUGCAGGGCGGGGAGCUGGUGGUCGCGUACCCCUACGACAUGGUGCGCUCGCUCUGGAAGACGCAGGCGCCCAGCCCCACACCCGACGACCACGUGUUCCGCUGGCUGGCCUACUCCUACGCCUCCACGCACCGCCUCCUGACCGACGCCCGGCGGCGGGUGUGCCACACCGAGGACUUCCAGGAGGACGGGACGGUCAACGGGGCCUCCUGGCACACGGUGGCCGGAAGUCUCAACGAUUUCAGCUACCUUCACACGAACUGCUUCGAGCUGUCCAUCUACGUGGGCUGCGAUAAGUACCCCCACGAGAGCGAGCUGCCUGAGGAGUGGGAGAAUAACCGGGAGUCCCUGAUUGUGUUCAUGGAGCAGGUUCACCGUGGCAUCAAAGGCCUGGUGAGGGAUUCACGUGGGAAAGGGAUCCCGAACGCCGUGGUCUCUGUGGAAGGCAUCAACCACGACAUCCGAACAGCCAGCGACGGGGACUACUGGCGUCUUCUCAACCCCGGAGAGUACGUGGUCACCGCCAGGGCGGACGGCUUCACUUCCUCCACCAAGAACUGCAUGGUCGGCUACGACAUGGGGGCCACGCGCUGCGACUUCACCCUCGGCCAGACCAACCUGGCGCGCAUCCGCGAGAUCAUGGAGAAGUUCGGGAAGCAGCCGGCCGGCCUGCCGGCGCGGCGGCGGAGACUGCGCGGGCGCAAGCGCCGGCAACGGGGGUGACCGCUCGGACAGCGCCCUGCCCCGCGCACGGAGGCCUCGGCGGCCGCUCGUUUUCCCAGGAGGCGCAUGUGUGCGUUGCGGCCCCUGGGGGCCACGGGCUGAGGGUGUCCUUUCUUUUCUUUGUUCUCCGUACCCACGGAACUUGAACAGAAUAGCGGGGAAGGCUGGUCAGCGCGAGCGAGUGGGCGGUCAGCGGGCGUCCCAGCGUGAGAGACGCUUGCACCUGCGGGACCAGAGGGUUGGGGGGCGGGGGGGCAGCGCCCCUCCCUGUGCAGACAGCGAGGACUCCCCUGGAGGCUGCGAUCUGCUCCCCGCCUUCACGCCCCCCCCCCCAAGGCUCUGCUGCCCCAAAUGCUGUCCUUGGAGGGGCUCGGGGCGCUCUAAGAGAACCCAGCCAGCCUUUCUUCCGCGGGGACAUUCCAACCGCUGCCAAUAAAUUCGCUCUCUGAACAGACGCAGGUGAGUGAGCAUCCGCAAGCCUCGUCGGUUUCGCUUUCCUUUCAACAGGAAUGCGUCACAGAGGGGAGACAGGCUGAAGGCACCCAAUAGUGGUGGUUGGACAGCGGGCAUGGGGCUCGUUGGCUGUGUCCUGCGACCCCACCAGCCCCUGCUGCUCCAGGGGCCCGGGGCUUCCCUGACGGGAGAGCAGGGCCAGCCGGUAGGGGGCCAGUUUGUGUGGCCUGGCUCCUUUGACCUAGGAGGACCUGAGAAGGGCCUGCCCCGCCCCCUCUACUCAAGACACCCCCUUCCAUAGCAGUGAGCCCCCCAUGUUGGCCUGGCAUCCCCGGGAGCCUGCUUGGAGUGUGGAAUGCCCGACCCUCCUUGGGGUGAGUGUGGGCAGCUCUUGAUCUUCUUUGGGCUGAGUGCGGGCUGGUGCCCAGCGUUGCUCAGGAGGGUGACUGGCAACCCUGCAAAAAAGCCGCUCGUCUCCCUCUUUAGCAGUGUUACUGCCCACUGACCUGCAUGAAGGAAAAUAAAGCUAAUGGUGAGAUCCUGUCCGUGUGUGGCUUGGGGACAGAACCACAGCGACC